CACUCACCAAGACUGACUUUUGAUUUUCUUAUGGUCUCUGUGCUUAUGCUAACACAAAAGUCAUUCACAACUUCAAUUUCCUAUCAUGGCUUUUUCAUUGUUUCUCAAUCUCACUUUCAAAUGCCUUCAUCAUUUCGCAUGGCCUUUUCUUGCUCUGCUGUAUCCUAUGUGUGCUUCCGUACACGCAAUCGAGACUGAUUCCUAUGAAGAAACUAAGCAUUUGAUCUCAUAUUGGAUACUUCUUUCAUUAAUUUACCUCUUUGAGUAUGCUUUUAUGAGCCUUCUUCCAUGGUUUCACCUUUGGCCGUACAUUAAGCUAAUGAUCGUCUUCUGGCUCAUCAUGCCUGACUUUGGACGAGCUUCUUAUGUUUAUCAUAAUCUUAUUUGCUCCAUGAAACCGCAAAUAGUCACAUACUGGAGGAAUUGUUUUGUAGAGAAAGAUAACUUUUUAAUGCAUGCAGAGAGAUAUAUGAAAGAGAAUGGAACUGAGGCCUUAGAGAAACUCAUUGCUAGCAAGAAGCAUCUUGUGCAGACAAAUGGCGAAAGACUCACAACUGAACACAAAGUCAUCAAAGAUUUCGAGACUAUUGAGCAAAAAGAAAUUCCUGCAACAACGCUAAACACAAUGCAUAGGCCUGAUGCAGAGGUGACAAAUGAAAUCAUAGAUAAUGAUAAUAAAGAAAUGCUAAAGACGAAUGGAGAAAGGCUCCAAUCAGAGAACAAAGACAUCAAAGAUUUGGUGGCUAUUGAGAAAAAAGAAAUUCCUGCAACCAAACAAAGAACCUAUGCUGAUAUAGUAGCGAGUCAAACGACAUCAUCAACCAUAGUAGAAACCAAAGAAAUAGCUGGGAGAGACACAGCUGGUGGAGAGCAUCCUCAGAGUUCUUCUACACUGAAGGAAGUGCAGAGAGAGUGGACCUGUGCUUUAUGUUUGGUAACAUCUUCGAGCGAGAAAGACUUGAAUUCCCACCUUAAUGGGAGGAGACACAGGAAGGCUUGUGAAGCCGCGGGUUUGAAAGUAGCAAAGAAACUACCUGCUACGCAGAAGAACGUCCUGCCAGAACCUUUUAGGAUGAUUAAUUCCAAAUUAGUAUGUAAAGUGUGUAGUGUUAUGCUUUCAAGUGAAGAGUACAUGGCCUCUCACAUAAAAGGGUGGAAGCACUUGUCUAAUAUGAAAAGUUGAUACCAUAUAGACAUUGCUUUCUUGAAAGUUGAAAAGCAAAAAGGUGUGGCAAGCCUUCUAAACUGUAUUAGCUGUACCAAAACAUUGCUGAUUCUAAAAUGGAAAAUGCUUAGAUUCUUUCCA
This is a messenger RNA of Trifolium pratense (red clover), 1306 nucleotides long. RefSeq lists its product as uncharacterized. The coding region runs from base 86 to 1183 and encodes 365 amino acids. The transcript is spliced from 8 exons. The record is from RefSeq and is a predicted model, not a curated record. Gene Ontology annotation, molecular function: nucleic acid binding; zinc ion binding. NCBI's taxonomy places the organism in Eukaryota, Viridiplantae, Streptophyta, Magnoliopsida, Fabales, Fabaceae.